GGGUUAGAUACUUUGGAUGCCCAGCCGCUCGUUGAAUAUAGAUCUCCGCCGGAUCCUAAUCUAGACCGGCAGUUGCAUGAAUGGAGUACUUGAAUCCUUCUGGUACCCUUCCAUACCGUUCUUGUAUAUAUUUUAUUUUAGGAUUUGCAGCGUUGGCUAGCUGUCUUCAUGUUAUAAUACCUUUCGCUACUAGUCCUCUGCAUGUCUAUCCACAGCAUGUGUCAGGGGCUUGCGGAGAUACGCUUGAAAACUGGAACGCAUGGCUUCAACCUUUGUAUGUGGAUUUAAGGGAUCACGGGGUUCUGAAGGAUAGCUUUGGAUCCUCAAUUCCUAAAACUGAAGGCGUUUAUUCGUGUUCAUAUUUUGUUAAAAGAGCAUACUUGUACAUGGAACUUACGACAUUCUCACGCUGGAAAAGCCCACAAUUUGAAGAUUGAUUCGUAGAGAUUGAUGUAUCUUAUUGACUAUCUCAAACCUUCUCUCCGCCCGGAUCUAGCAAAUGUGACAGCAAAAAGCUGUCAGGAAUCAUAUAAAUCACACCAGCACGACAUUGAGCGCAUCACCUUG
Molecule: messenger RNA, 567 nt
Organism: Aspergillus pseudonomiae
Lineage: Eukaryota; Fungi; Ascomycota; Eurotiomycetes; Eurotiales; Aspergillaceae
Exons: 1
Coding region: 81-437 (118 amino acids)
Source: RefSeq, a predicted model, not a curated record